UUUUCAAAAAAAAGAGGAGCAGAUACAGACAACCAAAAUAUCGGAACACUUACAGUUGGAGAGGAAAAUACUGAAAAUUGUAUUCCCCCAUACAAGUAUGUUGAAUUAGCUGAAAGUAAUCAAUGGUCUGUAGAAAUAAACAAAAUUGAAUUGAGUGGAAAUAAACAAUUAAAAAAUACAAAAUCUAAAAUGUUUAGAAUUGUAGAGGAUGGAUUUUAUAUGUAUAUGCCAAAGGGGGAUUUGGAUAAUUUGGCUGGAAUUUUAAAUGCAGAAAUUCCACAAGAAAUUGGCGGCUUCUACAAACUCAACAUAACAGAAUGUAAAAAGCCAAAACCAACAAUAACUUUUAUACUUGGGGGACCUAAAAUUGGCAGUAAACAUUCAACAAAUCCAAAAGAAAUUAUCACAACAACAAUUACAUUAGCUCCAUAUCAAUAUAUUGCUCCUACAGAAUAUGGAAAUGAAUGUUUAUUACUUUUUGUUACAAAUGAAGAAAUGAAUUAUGAUAAUAAAUAUAUAAAUAUGGGAGAAGUAUUUUUACGUAAUCGUUGUGUUUCUCUCAAUUGGGUUAAUGGUAGAAUGGGAUUUGCGGAUGGAAAGAAGCCAACAAAAAUUGUAAAAAAAGGAGAAGAAUUACUAAAUUAA
Meloidogyne enterolobii is the source of this 645-nucleotide messenger RNA. NCBI's taxonomy places the organism in Eukaryota, Metazoa, Nematoda, Chromadorea, Rhabditida, Meloidogynidae. The record is from the annotation of a GenBank genome assembly.